GCACCGUCCAUCACCACCACCACCACCCAGCGACCUUCCACGGACCUUCAGUCACCAUGCGUUACAUCUACUCCCAGGAGACUCUGGACAUUCCAGAGGGUGUCAAGGUCAACAUCAAGACCCGCCAGGUCACCGUCGAGGGUCCCCGUGGCAAGCUCGUCAAGGACCUCGGUCACUUGGCUGUCGCUUUCUCGCACCCGGAGCCUCAGCGCAUCAACAUCGAGCUGCACCACGGCUCCCGCAAGAAUGUGGCCACUCUCCGCACCGUUCGCACCCUGAUCAACAACAUGAUCAUCGGUGUUACCAAGGGCUACAAGUACAAGCUGCGAUACGUCUACGCCCAUUUUCCUAUCAACGUCAACUUGGACAAGCAAAAGGAGACUGGUCUGUGGGAGGUUGAGAUCCGCAACUUCUUGGGCGAGAAGCUCGUGCGCAAGGUCAUGAUGCAGCCUGGCGUCGAUGUCGAGGCUUCCAAGAACGUCAAGGAUGAGCUCCAGCUGACGGGCAACUCCCUCGAAGCCGUCUCCCAGUCCGCCGCCGACAUCCAGCAGAUCUGCCGUGUACGAAACAAGGAUAUCCGAAAGUUCUUGGACGGUAUCUACGUGUCUGAGCGCACCAACAUUGUCGAGGAAUAGAUGCAUCUUCUACGACGAGGACGAGGAAGAAAAAGUCUUUUGCAUACCAUACCAGAUGAUACCAGGCAAGGCGUCAAGGCGCAAAAGAGGUGGCGAUGUCUACUGCCGGUUCGUCUUUAGGAGCGAGGGAAGAGCAUGAGAUAGCCACAGCUCAAUACACUUCCGUGCCCGACACUACCAACCUCUCCUAUGUUCACCAUACGUGACAUCGGACGGGAGCCUGCUCCUUGUUCGUUAGAGAGGGUUGGAACACGACUGCAACGCUUCAUGUCUGCACAUGUAGUCUUGCGACAUGGCGUUCGUGCAGCUCUAUUGAUGAUUUUUGCAGGAUCCUCGUCUUCUUCAACACGUCUGCACUAUUCACUUGUCAGACUGAUUUUGGGCCGGUAGGCAACUCGUUGAACUAUUCAUGCCUUCGACAUACGUAAGUGAGCCCAAAUGGAGGGCGCAGCACACCUCUGCUACCACUUAUGACCGACAAAACCAAGCAAGGUGUGUUUUUUGUUUGGCAGGUCCUAGGUCCUAGCGCAAUUGCAUCGCACGGGAUCGCCAUCAAUACGUUCGUUUUUCUCGAUCGUUCUUCGCCAUAUUGUCAGAAGGCUCUAUGGAA
This is a messenger RNA of Sphaerulina musiva SO2202, 1245 nucleotides long. Its product is annotated as 60S ribosomal protein L9. The transcript has 4 exons. Gene Ontology annotation, cellular component: cytosolic large ribosomal subunit; ribosome. The record is from RefSeq and is a predicted model, not a curated record. Lineage: Eukaryota; Fungi; Ascomycota; Dothideomycetes; Mycosphaerellales; Mycosphaerellaceae. Gene Ontology annotation, biological process: cytoplasmic translation. Gene Ontology annotation, molecular function: rRNA binding; structural constituent of ribosome. Bases 57 to 635 code for a protein of 192 amino acids.